Molecule: messenger RNA, 489 nt
Organism: Naegleria gruberi
Lineage: Eukaryota; Heterolobosea; Eutetramitea; Acrasida; Naegleriidae
Exons: 1
Biological process (GO): formation of translation preinitiation complex; translational initiation; formation of cytoplasmic translation initiation complex
Cellular component (GO): eukaryotic translation initiation factor 2 complex
Molecular function (GO): translation initiation factor binding; mRNA binding; translation initiation factor activity
Source: RefSeq, a predicted model, not a curated record
UGGAACAAGUCUGAUCGUGACUACAAGUACCCAGAACUUUUAGAACGUAUUUUCGAUACACUCAAGAAGAACAACCCAGAAUUGGGUGGUGGUAAGAGAAAGCCAAUCAAGGUUAAAACUCCACAAGUUGCCAGAGACGGUCCAAAGAAGACUGUUCUUAUCAACUUUACUGAAAUUUGUGCCAACUUACAUCGUGCUGAACAACACGUCUUGGACUACUUGUUCGCCGAAUUGGGUACAACUGGUAACUUGGAUGGUAGCAACAGACUUGUUAUUCGUGGUGCAUUCAAGAGUAAGGAUAUUGAAAACUUGUUGAGAAAGUACAUUACCGAAUAUGUUGUUUGUAAGAUUUGUAAUAGUUUGGACACUAGACUCAACCGUGAUUCCACAACUCGUCUCUAUUCUAUUCACUGUUCUAACUGCCAAGCUUCAAGAACUGUGCAAGCUGUUAAGCAAGGUUUCGUUGCUAAUCUUAGACGUAAGAAAUAA